AUGCUCCGCUGUAACGCAUCGAGCACUAAUUACGUUAACAAUUCGGACAAAGAGUUCGUUGCGUCGACGAUACAAGCCAUUGGCCGUUGUGCAUCGAACAUUCCCGAAGUUACAGAUACCUGUUUAACCGGUCUAGUUAGACUGCUAUCCAAUAGGAAUGAAACGGUGGUGGCUGAAAGCGUUGUAAUGAUAAAAAAAUUAUUACAAUUAAAGCAUAAAGAUAAAUCUCAAAUAAUCAUACAAAUGACGAAAAUACUGAAUAAAAUUACGGUUCCCAUGGCUCGUGCCAGUAUCAUUUUGCUCGUCGGUGAAUAUGUGGAACGUGUUCCAAAGGUUGCCCCGGAUGUACUGAGAAUAGCCGCGAAGUCAUUCACAAAGGAGGAGGAUAUUGUGAAAUUACAAAUCAUCAAUCUAUUUGCGAAAUUAAUUCUAGUCAAUCCAAACCAGACUCAGCAGUUGUGUCAAUAUGUAUUAAAUCUCGCCAAAUAUGACCAGAGCUACGAUAUAAGGGAUCGAGCGCGAUUUUUACGUCCCAUUGUGUUUCCCGGAGAGAAGGUGGGACAGAUUGUUAAACACUCCAAGAAGAUAUUGCUGGCUUCCAAACCACCUCCCGUGUUAGAGUCAUCUUUCAAAGGUCAUGGUGAGUUCAUCGUCGGCUCUCUCUCCCAUCUCAUAAACGCACGAGCGUCUGGCUAUCAAGAACUUCCCGAAUACCCCGAGGUCCCUCCCGAUCCCUCUGUUAGAAACGUCGAGGUCGAGCCGUUGUGGGAGAAAUCUAAAUCGAAGUCAAGAUCAAAGAAAAAGUCUACAUUUUACUCGAGUGAAUCUGAAUCCGACUCUGCGUCGGAAUCUGAAUCAGGCUCCGGUUCAAGUGGAAGCAGCGGAAGUGAAAGUGAGAGCGAUGAAGGCGGCGAGAGCGUCAGUAAAUCUAGCAUGGAGUCUUUACCUGGAUCGGAAACAGAAAGCCAAGAGAGCGACGACGAAGGGGAAAAGAAUGAAAGAGCAAAGAGUCGAAAAAAAUCAGAAAGUCAGAGCAGCAUCGAGUCGAAAACGAGUGAAGAGUCUUCGGAUAGCGACGCCGAGUCCUCGGAAAGCGAUUCGUCACAGGAGAGUGACGAUGCUAAACAAGAAACGCCAGCGAAAAAAGUCGAAACGAAGAAAUCCGAUGAUGCUCCGAAGAAUAAACGAGUUUCUAAGCCACCAACAACUGAUCAAUUGCUUUCGUUUGAUGAAGAUAUUCCUGUGGCUCCUGUUUUAAAUGGUCCUGCACAUAAGAACAUUCUUUCUCCCUCGCUGGUGGACGAUAUGAAAACACUUUCCCUUGGUGUCGUACAGAAUGGAGUUGCUGCGGUUGUGCAAAAGGUCGUAACGGACUUCUCUCAAUUGAGGACUUAUGAACUGCUCAAUAAGAUGGCUGGUCGUGGAUUGCAGGCUCAAUACAAGUUCCCCCGGAGUCCGUGUCUGUAUUCGACUACGAUGGUCGCCGUUGAAAUAACUUUUACUAACAGCGGCAGUUCAUGUGUUGAAAACAUUCACGUUGGCGAGAAGAAAGUGGGACUCGGCUUGAAAAUAGCCGAUUUUCCUAAGAUUGAAUCGAUCGGUAUUGGUUCUACAGUCACCGUGAGCAUGGGGAUAGAUUUUAAGGAUACUAUACAACCAGUUAGUUUUGAGAUAUGCACGACGAAGUCCGAUAAGUUUACUGUCAAGUUGAAAUGCCCGAUGGGAGAACAGCUUCACGCGAGGCCGAUAACUGAAAAUGACUUUCUUACUUUGCAAAAGAAGUUGUCGGGUAUGAAUGAAAGCUCUCUGACUGUGGAUAUCCCGCAGGAGAACUGCGAGGAACGCGUGCUCGCGUCGAAAAUCCUGGGUUGUGCGAGUGUAGCGGCAUUACCCAGAAAUAGCAGCUUAAAUUAUUAUAGGUUUUCUGGGUCGGCUACUUCAUCCGGGGUCCCCGUAUUGAUAACUGUCGAACUUAAGGAGUAUGGAAAGAGAGUAGGAUUACGGUGA
Molecule: messenger RNA, 2007 nt
Organism: Xenia sp. Carnegie-2017
Lineage: Eukaryota; Metazoa; Cnidaria; Anthozoa; Malacalcyonacea; Xeniidae
Product: AP-3 complex subunit beta-1-like
Exons: 19
Coding region: 1-2007 (668 amino acids)
Biological process (GO): intracellular protein transport; vesicle-mediated transport
Cellular component (GO): membrane coat
Source: RefSeq, a predicted model, not a curated record